Aureobasidium subglaciale EXF-2481 is the source of this 2650-nucleotide messenger RNA. RefSeq lists its product as uncharacterized. The transcript has a single exon. Lineage: Eukaryota; Fungi; Ascomycota; Dothideomycetes; Dothideales; Saccotheciaceae. The record is from RefSeq and is a predicted model, not a curated record. Gene Ontology annotation, cellular component: COG complex; Golgi apparatus. Bases 15 to 2366 code for a protein of 783 amino acids. Gene Ontology annotation, biological process: intra-Golgi vesicle-mediated transport.
CGACAAGUCUAGAGAUGACCACGAACCAAGCCCCCAACCCGAGGGACUUCAAAUCAUGGGAAGAUGCUUUUCAAUAUCCAGUACCGGUCGUGCGCCGGCUCGAACAACAGCUUCGAUCCAAUAUCAACGAGAACGGCGACAAGUUGCGCUCUCUGGUCGGCAAUAGCUAUCGAGACUUGCUAGGCACCGCCGAACGCAUAGUCGAAAUGGAUCAUCAGAUACACUCGGUCGAGUUUCGCUUGGGGGACAUUGGUCAAAAAUGCAAUGCUCGUGCUAUCGAGAGGAUUGCUGCAAAUCAGAGGAGGACUGCCAAGGCUCAGAAGGAUCGCAACUAUGGCCGCAAUGCUCUUGCUUCGAAUAUCGCUCUGCUCCAACGCUGCAUGACCCAAGCUCUUCAAGUCAUCAAGCGCGGCAAUCUUCCACUGCGUGCGGCAAAACUUCUCGUCAUUGCCAGAUUGCUGUUUACCAGUGCUUCAAAAUCUCCUGACCCACCGGGAUUGCUGGACAAUUUAAAGUCGAAACUGACUUCUCUUCGUCGGAAAUUACUAAGCCAUAUUGAUAAGCGUUUGGCUUCUACUAACAUCGAAAAGUCAGCUUUGAUCGACACUUUGGCAGCCUUCUCUCUUGCUACUACGUCAACUCCGAAAGACGUUCUGAACCACUUUCUACACGUGCGAGGCUCGACCCUCGGCGAUCUUGUUGAAUCUCCUACUCAAACGGAUCUUCACGACGCAUUGGUUUUACUCAUUACGACCAUCAAAGAAGUCCAGGCCGUCUUCCCCAAACAGCUCUCUGCUCUGCUUAGCAGGUUGCAGGAUGAGCCUCUCCUUCAAGACUCGGCGAUUCGAGAUAUGCCAGAGCUGAACCUCGACAUCUACGAGCGAUGGAUUGCUGAUGAUGUACUGAGGUUCACACCUUGGCUCAGGCAUGAUCAGUUGCAAGGAUCUGCUGCCACUGCAAUACUAAAGAAAUGGGUCGCUCAGACAAGGUCCACUCUUCUAAAAGGCUUGAAUGCGCUACUCGACAAGACCCACGAUGUUACAGCCAUCAUCAUGUUGCGCAAAGAGUUUGUGUCCAAGUCUCUUUCUGGCGAUAGAAAGCUUCCAGGCCUUGAUCCAAUCAGCUUCUUCGAAGAGCUGCGCGCUUGCUUCAACCGUCGUCUACAAGACUUCAUUGUCUCCUCCACUGUCGGCAUAGGUCAUAUUGUCGAAGAAUACUUGAACGGCGGAAACAUCCAGUCUGUGGUCAAGCCUGGAUCUGUCACCGAUCUGUGGGGUCCUGAAAAUCUUGAUACUGAGCCAGGAAAGGGCUCAAUCAAUCUCAGAAACCUGAUUCACAACGCAUCGCGAGGAAAAGACGCGUCGUUGCAGAGUCUCGCACAAUCACUCACCCUCUGGUCAUCCAGAUUGGCGACUUGGUCUAGUACCAUAAAGUCAAUGUGUGAGGACAGAUGGAAUGACGACCUUGACCUCGACAUCGAAGACGACUUUGAGAUUGACUCUCCACAAGAUCUACUCGCCAGGGAAGAUCCUGACGAGCUACAAAAGCUUCUCGUGACGCAAAAGGAAAAGUCACUGAAGAUGGUCUACGAGAAAGUGCAGUCGUCGGCCGAGGACAAGGGAUCCGCUGUCCGCUUGUUGCGACUGCUCAGAGAAAUUGGACAUCAAGCGUCGAUGGGCGAAAGUCAAGCUCCUACGAGUAAACCGCCAGCAUCGCUAUUCCGAACCCUCCACGAGAUCCUCGCUGAACAGAUUUUGACAAAGUCUUUGGAAGAGCAGAAAGUCGCAUCGAAGCCUCCGAAGCUAUUUGUGCGAUCUCCGCCUACUACUCUGUGGGAGGGCUCCUCACCACUUCCUGUUCAGCCGUCACCGGCAUGUUUCAGAUAUUUGCAUGACACGUGCAGGAUAAUGAAGGAUGUUGGGAGCGAUCUCUGGUCGCCUUCUGCCGUGAAUAUCCUCAAGAGUAGAUUGCGUGAGAGUGUUGUCGUGUCUCUCAACAAGGCUCUCCUGGAUAAGAGCUCGAUCAAUGGCUCAGGACAAGAACAGCAGCAUGCUAAACAAUCCGGAGAAUCUAGCACAUCUGAAAAAGGGGAAGCAGCAGGAAAUGGUACCGAGAGCCCUGACAAUCCAUCUGCGAGCAAUACUCUGGAGAACAAGUUGAUACAAGCGCUGUUCGACUUGUUGUAUCUCGACAAGAUGUUCAUGACGUCUACAAGUCACGACACUGCAGCCACUUUUGAUGGCACGAUCAAAGACGUUUUGAAGAGAGUCAAAUUGGAGGAUAAUGCGAUUGAGCGAUUGAGAAGAAGCUCUGGGGAUUAUUACAAGCGCUCGUAUCUUUUGUUCGGGCUCUUUGCGGCAACUUAGGAGAGACAAUUUCUUUCUUUUCGAGACAUGGUGAAGGACAGGACCCCAAGAUAGGAACCUAGCUCUGCCUUUUUUCGUCCUCGGGGAAAAAGUGUCUUUUGUGUGUCUGAUUAAAUAUGCUUUAUUGUGUGGAUGGAAACACAUGUGGCAAGAGACUGGAAUGAGAGUGAUUACGAAUCAUCGAGCAGCAUUUCGUUUUAUAUAUAGAGCUGUUUUGAAACUAAGCAGAGCAGACCGAUGAAAAAGUCAUCAAAUCUAUUCAUAUUCAAAUCUUUCGCAUCUGA